Molecule: messenger RNA, 2268 nt
Organism: Rhinocladiella mackenziei CBS 650.93
Lineage: Eukaryota; Fungi; Ascomycota; Eurotiomycetes; Chaetothyriales; Herpotrichiellaceae
Exons: 4
Coding region: 1-2268 (755 amino acids)
Source: RefSeq, a predicted model, not a curated record
AUGGGCCGCCAAUCCCACCUUACCCGACUGGCCUUGGGCAGGUCGCCGUUCGAGGCACCCGAACAAGACGACAAUGGAGAUUUCCUUCUCGGUCCCAACAUACAACAUGAUACCAGUCGUGACUAUGUCCAACAUUUUGACGCACGAGGCCAUCCCCAAAAUUUGACAUCCCUGGCUUCGAGUCGGAGAUUUAUGCGGGCGCAAAAUGACGCUUUAUCCACCGUUGGCGUCGUUGUUCGCAAAGAGAAGAUGAACCGCUCCUUCUGGCAAACCAUGAGCGAUGAGCAGAAACAUCAGCUUCUUCUCGACGAAAACAUCUUGGGCGCCCAUUUUGGCUUGCUCGUUACCUUUCUUCAGAAACUGUCCACGCGCUGGAUAGUGACGUUUCGCCGGCGACUCCUUACCUACAAAUCUUACCUGGGAUUACCCAUCCCCAGUAUGAUACUUUCUGAAUGGAGGAUAUUAGGACCUAGAGCCUUCCUCUUUGCGGGUAUCCCGUUGGCUACGAUUUCAAGCUUAAGUGAAUUUUUGAGAGAUGAAGUAUUGGAUGAUGACCGUCUUCCCGAUGUCUUUCAAUCUUCCAGCAUUUUGUCCGAGCGCGGAAUGGUCGUCCGAACGAUCGGGAACCAAAGCUUACGAAUUCUUUGGUUUGCGGUCCAAUAUCCUUUCUAUGCCUUCUCCGUCCUGCAGUCACUCUACCUUCUGCCUCUCCAGACCACACCAAAUCUUCUAUCCUUGAUACCGUUUACCAGGGCAUCGCUCAUUCAAGCUCCGGAGCUGUCUCUCGGUCGCUCGAUGCCUUCGUUGUUCUCUUCCGCGAUGAAUAUUGUUUCCCACCCAUUUCUACUUGCUUACAUCAAAGACCGGGUGGGCAAGUUUCUCUUCACAAAAUUUUAUGCGAUCGCCCGCCAUUUUGUGGUGAAACCCGACAGGCCUGACCGCAUCUCACUUCUGAGCGCCAGACAAAACAUCUCUUUCCAGGACACGACUAUCUCGCGCAUGGCUUUGAGCAGUCAAAUCAGUAGAGAUUAUUACGGGGCCCAGGCGGUGGUGGAAGCCAUCAGAACGUGGUUUCCGGCCACGUUCUGGCUUUGGGAAAAACUGUUGCAAACUCUGAGAGCUCCUCUGCCAGUCGAGUUAAGCCCAGAUAUCGAGGAGGAAUUGCUCCAACGGAGCAGGAUGUACCGCCGACAAAUGCUUCAGCGGGACCGCGAAACCGUGUCGGACCUCACUCCGCGACAGCUCCGUGUUAGGGCGAUUCGUUCCGCCUUUAACGACUACAACUUAGACCCCGAUCAUGCCAUCGUGGAUAUUUUUGCCAUGGCCGAUGAAAUGAGCUCACAUACUGCUAGUGAUGUGUCGACCUCGACACCCGACCCAACAGACCUACCGCCUGCGGCACAAACGAUGCAAGAACCAAGGAGCGAAAACAAUAUUCGGGAUGAACUAGUUGUUGAGCCGGGCACGAGUACAGCUCAAGCACUCCCCGACCAGAUCGAAGACAACUCAAGAGCCGAAAACGCCCAGUCUGCCGAUGCCCAAAGUGGGAUCAGUACGUCUCUGGUGGUGUCGACGUCUCCAGAUCCGGAAGAUAUUACCAUGCAGUCUGCUGUUCCGCAGCCCACCGUUCCGCUUGAAACCUUACUCGAGGCUGCUUCAACAGACACCGAUGACGAUCCGUGGCCGCGCCCGUCCACGCCUAUUCCAGCUCUUUCCAGUCCGUCUCCUAGUCAGUACUCCCCAGAUCCUAGUUCUCCUGUCCCAGGCAUUUCUCGAGCAGCCAGUUUACCCCUCACAAAUCCGAGACCUAUUCGUCGACCUACGGACAUCGAUCAUGGCCUCCGGCCCGUCCGGGAAGAACUACUCUAUCGCCAACAGCCGCCGAGAAAUCUUCGCCAUGGAGAAGAAGGACAGUAUCGUGUCACCAUCCUUUCAAAUCACCCAGCGGAAAUGUUUGCUCUUAGUCUUGCCUCCGUUGUCGAGACAGUCGUGUUGCUUCCCUUCGAAAUCCUGUUUCUGCGAUCACUUGCUCAGAAUCAUCUUACUCAUCAGUCGAGAGUUGGAAUGACUGGAGCAGAUGCAUUGCUCGCUGAUGUGUGGCCCAUCGGGUCUUGGGUGAAGAACUUCAGUUUCGCAGGUUGGUGUCGCUUCAUGGGAAAUUGGUCGAUUACUAUUGGUAUGCAAGGUUUAAUCAACUUCGUGAUUUGGAAGGCGAGCACGCAUUUGACACUCCGUCUGGGUCGUCAAUUCGGAUGGGGCAACAUUUAA